Molecule: messenger RNA, 2505 nt
Organism: Thalassophryne amazonica
Lineage: Eukaryota; Metazoa; Chordata; Actinopteri; Batrachoidiformes; Batrachoididae
Gene: cdc14b
Product: cell division cycle 14B
Exons: 17
Coding region: 135-1796 (553 amino acids)
Biological process (GO): protein dephosphorylation; regulation of exit from mitosis; cilium assembly
Cellular component (GO): nucleolus; mitotic spindle; spindle pole
Molecular function (GO): protein tyrosine/serine/threonine phosphatase activity; protein serine/threonine phosphatase activity
Source: RefSeq, a predicted model, not a curated record
CUGAAACGCAGACGCGCCGAGCAGAUGUUGGAGUAGGGUGCAGCUGGACGGGAAGAAGCCGCAGUGCGAAGCGGAGCUGCGGGGCAGCGCUUCGGCAGGAAUGUGCUCCUCCGCGCCGACCUGAGGAGGAGAAAAUGAAGCGGAGGACCGAGAGGAGAGGAGCCGAGUUGAGUAAAAAGCGGCGCGGAGCUCCGAGCAGCUCAGAGGCGGAGCCACACUGUGAUGUUUACAUUCAGAUAACAGAUCAGCUGUAUUUCUCCAUACUUCAGCAAAAGAUGAAGAGUUCUGCGGAGCGACACUGUUUCUGCAUCGAUGAAGAGCUGGCAUAUGAGAAUUUCUAUGCAGACUUUGGUCCCCUUAACCUGGCCAUGUUUUAUCACUUCUGUUGCAAGCUCACAAAGAAGCUCAAGUCCAUUACACUGUCAAGGAAGAAGAUAAUAUUUUAUACCUGUGGAGACCAGAAGAAACAAGCCAAUGCUGCCUACCUAAUUGGUUCUUAUGCAGUGAUGAAUCUGAAUAUGACACCAGAGGAAGCCUACAAUCUGCUGGUGUCAAGGAAUUCAACAUAUAUUCCAUUCAGAGAUGCUUCAUUUGGAACCUGCAUGUACAAUCUGAACAUCCUAGAUUGCCUGCGUGCUGUGCACAAGGCUGUGCAGUAUGGCUGGCUUGACUUCUCCAAUUUUGAUGUAGAAGAAUAUGAGCACUAUGAGAGAGCAGAAAAUGGUGAUUUUAACUGGAUCAUUCCAGGAAAGUUUUUGGCAUUCAGUGGACCUCAUCCAAAAAGCAAAAUAGAGAAUGGUUACCCUCUGCAUGCUCCUGAGGCCUACAUUCCUUAUUUCAGGAAGCACAAUAUCACUACCAUUAUCCGCCUCAACAAGAAAAUGUAUGAUGCCAGACGAUUCACAGACUCAGGUUUUGAGCAUCACGACCUUUUUUUUGUGGAUGGGAGUACACCAAAUGACACCAUUGUUAAGAAGUUCCUCAACAUCUGUGAGAAUGCAGAUGGAGCUAUUGCUGUCCACUGCAAAGCUGGUUUGGGACGCACUGGCACUUUGAUUGGCUGCUACAUGAUGAAGCAUUACCACCUGACUGCCGCAGAGGCCAUUGCCUGGAUACGAAUCUGCCGACCAGGGUCCAUCAUUGGUCCCCAGCAGAACUUUGUUGAGGAGAAACAAAACGGUCUGUGGGCAGAGGGAGAUCUUUUCCGUGAGAAGAUGUUAAAUGAACAAGAGAAUGGAAAGAUGGCCGUAACCAGGAUCCUAUCUGGAGUGGACGACAUAACCAUCAAUGGGAGCAACAAGAACAGGACAGUCAACAAGGAAGAAAUGGAACAGUAUAAUGAUGAUGAGGAGAGAAAUGGACUAACACAAGGUGAUAAACUACGAGCCCUGAAGAGCAAGAGACAGGCCAAAUCCUCAUCUUGUUCAUUAUCACUAGAAGAAAACAAGAUUCACACCAGGUCUGCCUCACAGUCCCUCAGCAGCAGGGUGAUCUUGCAGUCCACAGCUCAGAGCUGUAAGGCCGGCAGCACGCCGUUGGCUCUGUCAGACCACUCGGACAGCAGGAAGAGGACGAGGACCUCACUGCCAGCCAAUGGAGUCAGAAGCAGCUCCGUGUGCCACACCAGACUGGUCAGAUCUCUAGGCAACUUGCAUGUUAUGGCUGGCGACAGGGACCCAAUGUGUUAUGAGCCAUGUGGCAGCCAUAGAGAUACAUCAAGUGCCACAAACACAGGCGGGCUCAACUUAAACAUGGCACAGGUCCACCUGCAGAUGUGCUGUUGCCAAAAGAUGUAAAGCUCACAGCUCUUUACAAGUACUGAGAUUUUCACAGCUCUGUCACUCCAUACCUAAAGCCAGAGCUCCUCUACUCCGGUGAGCCUGCAGUUCUGGAAAAGCUGAGGAGUUCCACACUGGUUCCACCUGAAGUCCAGUUUCUGUACAGCUGUACCAUUUUGACAGUAGAUGAAACUAAGAAAAGAAUUUUUCCUUAAUCAAUGUGAUGUAAAACGUUUAUUGCUGGAUUAUGCACUAGUUAUUUUACUCAUAGCACUUCCAUUUGUAAUAAUGACAAACUUGCAGUUUAAGCAUAGUUUCUACAGUCUGAGCAUGCUGUAGCAAUUUUAACCACAAAUGGCUUGAAGCCAGGAGAUUCUCAAUGAGCACUGUGCAACAUAUUAGCUUUAAGAUUAAUAUUGUAUGUUUUUAUUUGGAAGAUUUGUAGAUGUACAUGGACCUGGCCAACAGUUCAGACAGAAUUUUGCAGACUUAUGGAACCCUGCCAUAUUUUCACAUCCUCAUCCUGAGUGUCCAUUUAGAAAGGGUCAAGCGUUCCAUGAGCUACCGGUAAAAUUGAAAUUAUAUUUCAAGGCUAAAAUUUAAAUCUUUGAUACAAUGUAAAUAUUUUUGUACCAUUUGAAAUUAUGUUUGACAGCAGUCCUUGUGGGGCUCAUGUUUGUUAACUGCAGAAUGGGACUUUAAUAAAAUACUGUCUGUCCAAGUAAGA